AUGUCCAACCCAAUCACGCCCGAGGAGUUCAAGAAGGUCUACGGGACUCUGCGUGAGACCUUUGCCACCGGUAAAACCAAAUCAAUCAAGUGGCGCAAGUGGCGCAAGUGGCAGCUCAAGCAGCUGUACUGGCUUCUCGACGAAAACGAAGAUGCAUUCAUCGAGAGUCUCACCAAAGACCUGCACCGCAGCGCCUUUGAGUCGCUUCUCACCGACAUCAACGACGCCAAGAAUGCCAUCUUGGAAGCUGUCAGCGACGUCGAGACGUGGGCACAAGGAACGGCACCGCCCAAGGCCGGUAUCGUCUACGGUUACUUCGGCAAGGCGUGGGUUCGCAAGGAGCCGCGUGGCCUCGUUCUCAUCAUCGGGGCCUGGAACUUCCCCAUAUCGACGCUCAUCAAUGUUGUCGUGCCCGCGAUUGCUGCCGGCAAUGCCGUCAUCAUGAAGCCGUCGGAGAUGGCUUCGCACACCGAGCAACUUCUCGGCCGGUUGGUGCCCGCCUACAUGGACACAAGCGCCAUCGCGCUCGUCCAGGCGAACCCGGAGGCAAUGUCUUUCGUCCUGGACCACAAGUUCGACUUCAUCUUCUACACUGGAAGCACGCGUGUCGGCCGCAUCAUCGCAUCCGCCGCGGCAAAAUACGUGACCCCAACAGCCCUAGAGCUCGGUGGCCAGGCGCCCGGCAUUGUCACGAAGCACGCUGACGUCGACCUCGCCGCCAAGAGAAUCAUCAACGCCAAAUUGUCGAACCUGGGUCAGAUCUGCAUCUGCGUCAAUCACGUCUUCGCGGACCCCGAAAUCCAUGACAAGCUCGUGGAGCGCCUCCAGUACUGGGCAAACAAGUUGCUCGAAUCCGGGACGGAAACGCUCUGUCGCAUCAUUAGCGAAAGGCACUUCGACAGGCUGCAUGCUCUGCUGGAGAAGACCGAAGGCAAAGUCGUCUUUAGCGGAGACCAUUUUCGGGAACAGAAGCUCGUAUAUCCCACCAUCGUCACUAAUGUCUCCAUGUCCGACAGCUUGCUCUCGGAGGAGCUAUUCGGACCCGUUCUGCCCGUCAUCAAGGCAGGCUCAGAGGCUGCCCUGGAGGCAAUCAACCGCGGGGCACACCCGUUGGCUUUGUACAUCUUCUCACAAAAGCAGUCUGAGAUUGACCACAUUGUGAAUUCGACACAGUCUGGCGGUGUUACCAUCAACGACGUUGGGCUCCACGCGGACGUACAUUCGGCACCUUUUGGUGGGGUCGGCGACUCUGGGUACGGUAACUAUCACGGUCAAUGGGGGUUUGAGACGUUUAGUCACAGCCGGAGUAUCGUCACUGUACCUGCGUGGAUCGAGAGGUUCACGACUUGGCGUUAUCCUCCGUUUGACACGGCCAAUCGAUCAUCCAUCGACCCUGGCAAGCCGCCUUUCAAGAAGGGCGAGACAAUGGAGGAGCAGCGGGUUGGCCGUUCUCUCUUGAGCAACAUACCUGUUCUGGGAAGCCUGUUUUGA
Molecule: messenger RNA, 1491 nt
Organism: Colletotrichum karsti
Lineage: Eukaryota; Fungi; Ascomycota; Sordariomycetes; Glomerellales; Glomerellaceae
Exons: 1
Coding region: 1-1491 (496 amino acids)
Biological process (GO): aldehyde metabolic process
Cellular component (GO): cytoplasm
Molecular function (GO): aldehyde dehydrogenase (NAD+) activity
Source: RefSeq, a predicted model, not a curated record